Stegostoma tigrinum is the source of this 2198-nucleotide messenger RNA. RefSeq names its product C-C motif chemokine 20-like. NCBI's taxonomy places the organism in Eukaryota, Metazoa, Chordata, Chondrichthyes, Orectolobiformes, Stegostomatidae. The coding region runs from base 126 to 470 and encodes 114 amino acids. The record is from RefSeq and is a predicted model, not a curated record. The transcript is spliced from 4 exons. Gene Ontology annotation, molecular function: CCR chemokine receptor binding; chemokine activity. Gene Ontology annotation, biological process: chemokine-mediated signaling pathway; monocyte chemotaxis; positive regulation of ERK1 and ERK2 cascade. Gene Ontology annotation, cellular component: extracellular region.
GUAAUGAGCAAACAUUUAUAAAAGUCCCAUCAGCAAACAAGUACCAUGGAGAAGCUAGCAUUAGACAUCAGCUUCAUUUUCUUGAGCUGAUCAGUUAGGGGGGAGCUAAAAAGUGACAGAGAAUAAUGGAUCAGAAAGCACAUGCUUUGGUUGUUUUGAAAUUCCUGGUGAUCCUGAUAAUGCUCUGGUUUUCUGGAUCACAUGCAAUACGUUUACAGGUGCAAGACUGUUGCCUCAAAUAUUCAAAGGGAUCGCUUCCAUUUACGCGCAUUGCUGGCUAUGUGGAACAGAAGUCCAAUGAAGCUUGCAGAAUAGAUGCAAUUGUAUUGUAUACUGUGAAAGGUCGGUGGGUUUGUGCAAAUCCAGAAAAAGCAUGGGUGAAACGUGCACUUCACUAUUUAAGUGAGAAGCUGGAGAAAAUGUCCCAUAAAAACAAAAUUCCUCGACCUACAGCAGCAGGAGUUAACUGAAGUCCUAUUACCAUCUUACAAGGUUAUUGUACAAUUUCUUGUGACUGCUAAAUCUUAAGUGUUUUAAGUUUAUUAAAGCCAUUCUUUAGUAUUAGGUGCUGAAAUGACAUGUUCAAACUGUGUAUAUAUUGAUAUAGUUAUGACUAUGUUUUCUGAAAAUGAGAGGCUGCAUUUAAGAUUGAUAUCUGACAUAUUAUCUGCAAAUAAAGCGUUUCUGCAUUCACUGGCAAUACGUUGGUGUGAAGUUUCAGAGACGCUGAUGCCUUUGAAUGUUGGGGCUGAUGGAUAUUUUCUCUAGUUGGCAAUAGACAUUGCCUAGCAAUUUUGUGGUCUGAAUGUUACUUGCCUCAUAUCAGAAUGUCAUCUAGCUCUUGCUGAAUGUAGAUAUGAACUGGUUCUUUGUCUGAGGAGCUGAGAAUAAUACAAAAUAAUGUACAACUAUCAGAGGACUGCCCAAGAGGGAAUCAGUGUCAGUAAUCAAUAAGACAUUUCCUUGGCUGUGCUUGAUCUAAUUCGACUUCUUGGAGUCUGGUGUUAUUAGGUUGUGCUUAAUAAAAUCAACACAAUCUCACCGAACAGCCUUAUUUUGCCUCUUUAGGGACAGCCUUCUGAAGUAAGCGUCACUUAGGAGUUAUUUGGAUAGCAGUGAGCCUUCUCUGCAAAGACUGUAGGGGCUGAAUCCCUACCCACUGAUAAUUGGCAGCCAAACUGAGGAUCUGUUGAGUGGCCGUGCCACUGGUGAGUUGGUGGUUCCUGCUGGUACAACACCCAUGUAAUGGCAGGAUGGGCAUCACAGAAGUGGGUGCUGGUAUACUGAGGGCAAAGGGUGGCUCUCAGUGACCAUCAUUCCCUGCAACAUUCCUGAUGUCAGUUUCCUCAAUUUGACAGUAAUCUCUUUGAACAGGAUAUGCCUCCCCAGGUUCCCAGGAGUUACUGUGCACGUGUUUACUUGUUGUGUUUCCCAAAAGGUGAGCUGUUGCACAAUGUUAGAUUAAUAUCACCAGCAGUGAGGUAAGCCUCUUCACUGGAUAUUAACUGUCCACUUAAGGACUUCGAUUGAGAUGAGGCCAUGACAUUUCCAUGACACUUACCCCAGCAGACUGAAAUGGAGGGGAGGUGGGAAGGAUAUGGGUGUCAAUAGCUGCCACUCUCCCACUUGUUAAAAUGCCUUUUGUACAACUAAUCGUGCCAUUAGGGAGGAAAUUAAAUUAAAUGAAUAUUCUCAGGGACACACGCUCCGGACAACAUAUCACUUUGUUUUGGUGGGUCUAGUUUGCUGAUGGUAUUGAUGUAACCAAGGAUGGUGACUAUAGACGGACAUGUCUGCGGCAAAGGCUGUAUGAUAUGAUUCCGUGACAAUGACUAUGUGAAACUAUUGCUCAACUAGUCUAUGAGGCAGCUUUUUCAAUUUUGGCACAAGCCUCAAAAUGUUUGUGAGGAGUGUUUUGUUGCAUUGAACCGAUCAGAUUUUUUUUUUCAUUUCCAGUGCCCAGUUCAAAGUUGUGUUUGCUUUCCUGUUUUAAGCUUUUCUGCAGAGGUUUGAUACAACUGAAUGGCUUGCUCGAUCAUUUCAUUCUGAUGCUUCCUUAUAUUCCUAACAAGUUAUUUGUAACUCUUUAUUUCUGUGUAUUGCCGCAAAAUGUUACAUUAAUGUGUGUGUGUGUGUGUGUGUGUGUGAGAGAGAGAGAGAUUUGGUCAACAAAUUACAAUGCUGUUAUUUCUAUCAUA